Molecule: messenger RNA, 1634 nt
Organism: Brassica napus (rape)
Lineage: Eukaryota; Viridiplantae; Streptophyta; Magnoliopsida; Brassicales; Brassicaceae
Product: phenylacetaldehyde reductase-like
Exons: 4
Coding region: 1-522 (173 amino acids)
Molecular function (GO): oxidoreductase activity, acting on the CH-OH group of donors, NAD or NADP as acceptor
Source: RefSeq, a predicted model, not a curated record
AUGCUAAAAGGAAAAGCUCGGGGAGGGGAGUGCAAAAACACUGAUUAUGGGGAUGAAGAUGAAGCAUGUAAGUUUGCCAAUGCCAAUGAAAUGGACUUAAUCGUAAUGAAUCCAGGAAUUGUAAUAGGACCAAUCUUGCAGCCAACUCUUAAUUUCUCUGUAGGCGUGGUUGUUGAACUAACAAAGGGUAAGGAUCCUUUUAUGAGCAAAAGUUAUAGGUUUGUGGACGUGAGAGAUGUUUCUUUAGCUCAUAUCAAGGCACUUGAGACUCCAUCAGCCAAUGGUAGAUAUAUCAUUGAUGGUCCGGUCAUUGCGACAUUAAAAGACAUUGAGAAAAUUUUGCGCGAGUUCGUUCCUUAUUUGUGCAUUGGUGAUGAUAAGAACAAUGAAGACAUUGACCUUGAUUUAGUGACAUACAAGGUGUCUGUUGAGAAAGUGAGGAGUUUGGGAAUUGAAUUCACUCCUACAGAAACAAGCCUUAGAGACACUGUUUUCAGUCUGAAGGAGAAAUGUCUUCUGUGAUUCUCUUUGUUGUUUUAUUGUACUUAUUAUUGAUUUCACUAUUACAGUGACAUGAAUAAGUAAUUUGUCUUAAAAAUAAAGAUAUAAACAAUCGUAUUGCCCCAAAACUAUGUUAUUUACUCGUGUCUUGUGCCAUCCCCAAUCUUUUUAAUCCGAACUUCUCAACACAAAACUGUAUUUUAAAAAAUAUAUGUCAAUAUUUUUAUUAAUAUUUUUAAUAAAUUAAUUAUUAAAAUUAAUAUUAAAUUUUCUAAAAGAAGAGACUUUAGUAAGUUUUCCAAUUUUUCAAAAUACCAAUAAAAUAUUAAUAAAUUGUUUGUACCCAUAUUUAAAAAUUAAUACUCCAUUUAAAUUUGGAAAACUUAAUGACACUCUUAUUAGAGUUUCUGUUUUUGCUAUUCUAAUUUUUUGUGUCGUGAUCUCUAUCCGAAUUUUAAUUAAUCUAUUUUAUAUAAUUCUUUUCUUGUAUUUUUCGUGUUUAUUACAUUUUAGAUCUUAUUGGAUGAAGGCACUUGUUUUGCUCUUAUUUUAAUUGAAUAAAUUGUUGAGGUGUCGUGAGCUCGAGGUUAUCAAGUAACGUGGCAAAUGCGAGUUUCGCCGUUCCCAAGGCAAUGCAAUACAUUCUGUUUGAAGUUUCAACCCUCUCUUCUGGUUUCUUUUUCAAGAUCCAUACCAUUUCAAACUUGUAAGAAAACUAUUCGCAGCUGGGAGUCUAAAGUUGAUGGGGAUAAUAAGCAUUCAGACAGCGAUGGAUCUGAUCGUCGCUGGUUUCUCUCUGAUGAUUGGAUUUGGUAUCUUUGCUAUCAUCGCCUCUGUCCUCUGCUCUGUCGUUUUCAUCCACCAUGUCAGAGAGGCUCCUUCUAACCCCUCCCUUUUAAGUUCUCGCCGGGGAUAAACAUACAAAACCAGAUUGAAAGGGGAGAAAAGAAGAAAUUUGCACAGAAGCUUCUUCUCUAGUUCUGCUUGUACGUGAAAUGCAGAACAAAAAUUGUAAUCCAAAUUAUAAAUAAAAAUUACAAAUAAGUUUUUUUUCGACAAUUACUAAGUUAGAACAUCUCUAGAAAUGUAACGUGUGAUUUACGUAAUUAAAUAAAUAAAACUUGAUGAGUAAA